This is a messenger RNA of Vicia villosa (hairy vetch), 5025 nucleotides long. RefSeq lists its product as uncharacterized. The coding region runs from base 1 to 5025 and encodes 1674 amino acids. The transcript has 11 exons. The record is from RefSeq and is a predicted model, not a curated record. Gene Ontology annotation, biological process: telomere maintenance; DNA repair. Gene Ontology annotation, molecular function: DNA helicase activity. NCBI's taxonomy places the organism in Eukaryota, Viridiplantae, Streptophyta, Magnoliopsida, Fabales, Fabaceae.
AUGCAUAUCUCUGGAAAAAAGGCAAGGGCACGACGAUCGCUUAUUAUGAAAGAAAACCGUUCAAAACGUCAAAGACAUAAUUGCAACCAACCUGAAUCAAUCAAUGAUACGUUUUAUUCUCCUAAUUGUUUCACAUCGAGACAACCUUUGUCUGAAAUCACUCUCUCGGCUCAGAAUCAAAAGACUAUCGCACAGAUUGUCGAAGAGGGGAUUAUGCUGAGUGCGCAUAUGCAGAAUUCUGAACCGAGUAUAACCAGACAUGUGUUUCGAAAUAACAUUAAGUCAUCCCAUUUAGAUUCAUUGGGAACAAAUUUAAUGUCUAAGUUUUCUACUCAUUGUACAAAUGAGAAUGGUGUACCAACUACAAUUGAGAAUGCCCAACCUGGGGUGAUUUCUUCAACCAACCAAUUCUAUGAUCCUGGAAGUUCUUCCAAGAAUCCCAUAAAUACCGAAAAGAAAAAACCAGUUCGUGGCAGGCCUAAGAAGCAGCUGGGAGUACCAAGCCUUGCCAUGAAUUUGAAUAGUAAUCCCCCUAAUGAAGCUGUCAACAUAUCUGUGGCACAACAGCCAACGAGUGUUAGCAGUAGAAAAAACAACCGCCGUUAUCAAAUGCCAAUGAACAAGACACAUAAUGUAUUUGAUCAAGCAUCACCUGUGUCACCCCCCAAAGGCAUAAAAGAGCCAGCGUGUCCUGUUUUUACCCCUGCAGUCAACUUGGAUUUUAACAGCGACUCGGACGAAGAUGGCGAUUACGACCCUUUUGCAACUUAUUUAUCCGAUGAGGACUUCUGUUCCGAACUUGAAGAUAACAACGCACCUUUUAUAAUUCACGACAACUACACCCGUUCUUCAGAAGCUUAUUACGACAUAGGGGACCCGCUCAUCGAAUGUCGUUAUUGUAAAUCCAUGAUGUGGUAUCAAGAACGGAUGAAUAAAAGUUCCCAUUCUGCUAAUCCGAAGUUUAUGCUGUGUUGUUGCAAUGGGAAAAUUGAAAUACCACUACUAAGACAACCUCCAGAAGUUCUUGCAAAAUUGAUGUUUGACCAAGAGAACGUAGUUAGCAAAAAGUUUCAACAACAUAUUAGAGUUUACAAUAUGAUGUUCGCGUUUACAUCGCCUGGUGCAAAGUUGGACAAUCGUUUUAACAAUGGAGGUGGACCACCAACUUUAAGGAUACAAGGUCAAACAUGCCAUCGAAUUGGAAGUUUGUUACCUUCUCAAGGAGACACACCCAAGUUUGCUCAAUUAUAUAUUUAUGACAUAGAAAAUGAGGUCCAACAUCGAAUGAAUUGUCUAAGGACUACCAAGAACAUUGAUCCAGAAGUUGUACAACAACUAUCUACAAUGAUGUAUGAACACAAUACACAUGCCAAGAGCUUUAAAAUGGCGAAACAAUGGUUCAAUCAAGCGGAUACUCAAAACCUAAAGUUGAGACUCAUAGCUGACAGAUCCACGGAUGGAAGAGUGUAUAACCAACCGAAAGUGUCUGAAGUUGCUGCCUUAGUUGUCGGUGAUAUUGACACAGCAGAAAUGAGGGAUAUAAUUAUGCAAUACCAGGGAGGCGGACUUAAGCGGAUCAACGAGCUCCAUGCAAGUUACAUGGCCUUCCAAUAUCCUUUGAUUUUUCCCUAUGGUGAGGACGGUUAUAGACCAAAUAUUGCCCAUAGAGACUUGCCAAUUUAUCAGAAUAGCUUAGGAAAUAGGCUUACAAUAAGAGAAUGGCUAUCAUUUCGCAUUCAAACAAGGUUAGCUGAACCUAAGACUUUGUUAUCUUCAAGAAGGUUGUUCCAACAAUUUCUUGUCGAUGGUUACACGAUGUUAGAAUCUGAAAAAUUAGAAUGGAUUCGCAAGAAUCAACCGAAACUUAGGGUGUCCAAGUAUAAUUCUCUUAAUGACGAGGGUGAACAAAGUCAAAUUGCAGGUUCAAGCAUCGGUAAAAGAGUGGUUUUGCCUUCGUCCUUUGUUGGCGAUCGUAGGUUUAUGGAUCAACUGUACUAUGAUGGCAUGGCUAUUUGUAGUAAGAUUGGUUUUUCGGAUUUGUUCAUAACUUUCACUUGCAAUCCUAAUUGGCCGGAAAUUCAUAGAGUUCUUGGACCACUGCAUUUGAAACCACAAGAUCGCCCGGAUAUCGUUUCAAGAAUAUUCAAAAUCAAGUUUGAUCAAUUGCUAGCAGAUUUGACAAAAAAUGGUGUAUUAGGCAAAGUACUCGCAUAUAUGUACACCAUCGAGUUUCAAAAGAGAGGAUUGCCACAUGCACAUAUACUACUCUUUCUGCAUCCGUCGAACAAGUAUCCACGACCAGAGGACAUUGACAGGAUCAUUAGUGCAGAAGUUCCUGAUCCCUUGCAACAGCCCAGGCUGUACAAUUUGGUUAAGUCUCAUAUGGUUCAUGGUCCCUGUGGCUUGGCAAAUAAGAGGUCCAUUUGCAUGAAAGAUGGGAAGUGCUCCAAAUAUUACCCAAAAAAAUUUCAACCGAACACUAUAGUUGACCAUGAUGGGUAUCCAGUUUAUAGGAGAAGAAACAAUGGAAACACAAUUGAAAAACAUGGGAUCAUAUUUCAUAGUGGACAUGUUGUACCGCACAACCCAAGUUUGUUGUUAAAGUACGAAGCACACAUCAACAUGGAAUGGUGCAAUCAAAGUACUUCUAUCAAGUACCUUUUCAAAUACAUCAACAAAGGUUCAGACAGAAUUUUUGCUGUUAUACAAGGCCAAUCCAAGGAUGCAACUUCGGGGAAAAACAAUGUUGACGAAAUUAAACAAUAUUUGGAUUGUCGAUACAUCUCCCCAAGUGAGGCAUGUUGGAGGAUAUUUGCAUAUUCCAUACACGGAAGAAAACCAGCAGUAGAGAGGAUGUAUUUUCACUUGGAGGGAGAACACUCUGUUUACUACAGAGAUCACGAGCAAGUUGGUGAUGUUCUACUCAAACCAAGUGUUACCGAAUCAAUGUUUACAGCUUGGUUUGAGGCAAACAAUAGUUUUGAAGAGGCAAGGCUUUUAACUUAUGGUGACUUUGUUUCUAAAUUUGUUUAUCAUAAACGGAGUAGGAGUUGGAAGCCAAGGAAAAGAGGGUAUACCAUUGGUCGUCUUUGUUGGGUGCCUCAAUGCUCAGGUGAAUCGUUUUAUUUAAGAAUGAUGUUAACUGUUGUUAAGGGCCCUUUAUGUUAUAAUGACAUCAAGAAAGUUGAUGGUGUUCAACAUAAGACUUUUCGAAAGGCAUGUUUUGCUAUGGGUUUCCUUCAAGAUGAUCGAGAAUUUAUUGAGGCCAUCAAAGAGGCACAUGUUUGGGGUUCAGGUUUAUUCUUACGAAAGUUAUUUGUGAAUAUGCUUUUGUCCUCAUCCAUGAGUCGACCAGCACACGUCUGGAGAAAGUCUUGGAAGUAUUUAUCUGAUGGUAUUCUUUACGAACAACGGUUGGUGGCAAGAAAUCAAGAAUUGACACUUACCGACGAGGAAAUUCAACAACUGACUUUGAUGGCUAUUGAAACACUAUUACAAAAUAACAACAAAACAUUGAAAGACUAUAAGCCAAUGCCAUAUCCGAAGGAUUGUGUUGUUUCCUUCUCGGGUAAUAGGCUUAUUUAUGAUGAGCGUCAAUAUGAUCCUAUUGCUCAACAACAACUAUUUGUAAGGUUAUACGGUUCUCUAAUAGAUGAGCAAAGAAGCAUUUAUGAAGAGAUCAUGGAAGCUGUAGAGAAACAAAGAGGCGGCGUGUUCUUUUUAUAUGGAUACGGUGGGACCGGAAAGACUUUUAUGUGGAACACCUUAUCAGCGGCCCUUAGGUCUAAGAAAAAAAUUGUCUUGCCUGUUGCAUCAAGUGGAAUUGCAAGUUUGUUGUUACCAGGUGGAAGAACAGCUCAUUCUCGGUUUAAGAUUCCAGUCCCCACUUUAGAUUCUUCUAUUUGCAACAUUAACAAAAAAGAUGAUAUUGCUGGGCUUCUCAAAGUUACAGAUCUAAUAAUAUGGGAUGAGGCUCCUAUGGCUAACAAGUAUUGUUUUGAGGCACUUGACAAGUCAUUGAAAGAUAUUAUGAGUGGCACGACACAUGGUCAAGAUAAGAUAUUUGGAGGUAAGGUUGUUGUUUUUGGUGGUGACUUCAGGAAAAUUCUCCCCGUAGUACCAAGAGGUACUAGAUCUGACAUCAUUUAUGCAACAAUAAACUCUUCAUAUAUUUGGGAUCAUUGUAAAGUCCUAAAGCUCACAAAAAAACAAAUAGGUGAUGGGACAAUGUGCGAGCCCAAUGACGGUUAUGCUGAUAUUUGUAUUCCCGAUGAGUUUUUAAUUGCAGAUUUUUCAGAUCCUAUUAAAGCUAUAGUAGAGGAUACAUACCCUGAUCUUAUUCAUAAUUAUCUUGACUCCAACUAUCUUCAAAGUCGUGCAAUUUUAGCAUCAACAAUUGAGGUGGUGGAUGAUAUCAACCAAUAUAUCACAACUCUUAUUCCAGGGGAGGAGAAGGAAUUUUUUAGCAGUGAUUCUAUUGACAAAUCUGAUGCAAAUAACUUUGAUGGAUACGAGCAUGUCACACCCGAGUUUCUUAAUGCACUCAAAACAUCUGGAUUGCCAAAUCAUUCCAUCAAGUUGAAAGUUGGUGCGACUAUCAUGCUGAUGCGCAACCUAGACCAAUCUGAAGGCCUGUGCAAUGGGACACGACUAACAGUGACUAGGAUUGCUAACCAUGUCAUUGAAGCUAAAAUCAUUUCUGGUAAAAAUGUUGGUAACAUCAUUUAUAUUCCAAGAAUGUCUUUGUCUCCUUCCCAAUCACCAUGGCCAUUUAAAUUGGUGAGAAAACAAUUUCCAAUAAUUGUCUCAUUUGCAAUGACAAUAAACAAGUCUCAAGGACAAUCUCUUGACCAUGUUGGGUUAUAUUUACCUAAAGAAGUAUUUAGCCAUGGUCAAUUGUAUGUGGCUAUUUCUAGAGUUAAAUCAAAAAAUGGUCUUAGGAUUCUUAUUCACGACAAAGAUAAAGAAGCAUUGACAAUUACAACCAAUGUUGUGUUCAAGGAAGUAUUCCAGAACAUUAAUUAG